GUGUGUCGUCGUGAGCGCGCGCCUGAGUCUGAUCUCCGCUAGAUGAAAUGGUCUCCAUCGGGAGCGCGCACAUAGAAAACUUCAAGAACUUCUGAACGUCUGGAAAUGUUUCAGUCUUGUCUGGAGCGAACGUUCUCAGACACUCAAAUAUCUUUCUAGGAUAUUUAAAUUGACUGGACACUGUUUACUCGUUUGGAAGAACUAUGGACAGCAUGGGGAUGUUGUCUCUUAUCUUCCUCGUCUCGUUGCAGAGUCCUGCCUCGCUCUCUCUGACAGUGAGCACCAGUAAGGCCAAAGUGGUGGUCCAUGAGAACACAGACGCUGUGCUGUCCUGUCAGUUCAAGACAGAGAAGGAGACUAACCCUCGUAUCGAGUGGAAGAAGAAAGGGAAGGACAUCACCUUUGUUUAUUUCGAUGGCAAAUUCAGCGGAUCCUUUGCAGGUCGGGCCAAGAUUGAGGGUGCGACGGUGACGCUGCACGCCGUUACCCAGAAGGACUCUGGGCUGUACCGCUGUGAGGUCAGUGCUCCAGCAGACCACACCAACCUGGGAGAGAUUAACGUCACCCUCAACGUACUGGUGCCCCCCCACACCCCGUCCUGUGAGGUGCCCAGCUCAGUUUUGUCUGGGGCUGGGGUAGAGCUCCACUGUAAGGAUAAACUCAGUGUACCCCCUCCUACCUACAUCUGGUACAAAGACAACAAGGCGCUGAGCACCACACACACAACUGACACCUCCUUUAGCAUGGACACUGACAAGGGAACACUGAAGUUCAAGAGUGUGUCCAAGGCUGACUCAGGCCAGUAUCGCUGCGAGGCAUCCAACAGUGUGGGGGCGCCGAAGAGCUGUGUGGCCCAUCACAUGAAGGUCAUAGAAUAUCAGUUGAGUAUGAUGACACUGAUAGCCGGAGCUGUAGGUCUCUUCCUGCUCAUUGUUAUGUGCUGCCUGGGUGUGUGCCUCUGUCAUCGACGGGGCUGCUGCAGAAAGAAGAAGCAGAAAGGAAGAAGCACCAAUUCCUACAAUCCACCUCCUCCUCCCACCAGAAACCCCAAGAACUACAAACACACCCAGUCCUUCAUGAUUUGAGGUUUCCUUUGUGAAACUCAAAUCAAAGCUUGAAGCAGUGAAAUCACACAAAGUCCCCCUCCCUGACACACACACACACACACACACACACACACACACACACACACACACACACACACACACACACACACACACACACACACACACACACACACACUGGGUGGAUGGAUAAGAUUGUGCAACAGACAUGUUUUAGCUUGUUUACACCACCUAGUGGCCAAAGGAUGAUGCACAAUGAUAUAUUUGUCACACAAAAACUCACAUGCUGUAUGUAACCUUCGCUUUUUGUGCUUUAUAGCAAAUUCUGCUGUUUAUGACUGUAUUGAGAAGCAACGAUGUGUAUUAUUAUUGUUGUUUUACAGAGAUGCUUUUAUGAUUAUGUUUUUAAAGUAUUUGUUUGCGGCUUUGGAUGUAGCCUACAAGGUUUUUGUGUGAUGAAGGAUAUAUGAUGUUUCAACAGGUGUCUGUAUGCACUGACGAUUGUUAGAUAGCUAGUUUUUAAUUAAAGUUAUUUUACCACAUGAUGCCUUCUAUUUGACAAAAUGAUACGUUUGGCCAUGAACCUCAUACUGAUUCUAUUAAGUUUUAAAAUGUUGUAUAAUUUAUAAGGAACAAAGAGGUAGGUAGGUAGGUAGGUAUUAAGUAGUCGGCUGAAAAAAUGUACAUAUGUUUGAAUGUUCAAGCUGUCAUCAGGUACAGACUUUCCUCCAGUUGUUUUUUACGAUUGAACCACCAGGUGGCAGUACAGUGUAGGAUAUUUACCUGGGGCAGACUGCACAAAGACCUUUGCAAAGAUUGUCAACUUGUAUACAGUAUAAUAUAGUAUCUAUACGGCACUAUUGUUCAUUUUGUUAUUUUAUUGUUGUUCUGCUGCCUCUACAUGUGGGGGUCUUGAACUGUUUUUCUGAGCAUUAAUUCAAAUAUUUGUAAUAGUUUGUAUGUGUCUGCGCAUGCGUAAUCUUGUUGGUGCACAUGGUCUUGUGUGUGAGCAUGGGCUUGCCACCUGUGUGUGAGCGUGGGCUUGCCACCUGUGUGUGAGCGUGGGCUUGCCACCUGUGUGUGAAUGUGGUCUUGCUACUGUGUGUGGAAGGUGAUGGCUGACAGCCAGAAGCUUGAAACAAAGUGUCCUCAAAGAUG
Molecule: messenger RNA, 2222 nt
Organism: Salmo salar (Atlantic salmon)
Lineage: Eukaryota; Metazoa; Chordata; Actinopteri; Salmoniformes; Salmonidae
Gene: jam2b
Product: junctional adhesion molecule 2b
Biological process (GO): leukocyte cell-cell adhesion
Cellular component (GO): cell surface; protein complex involved in cell adhesion; tight junction
Source: RefSeq, a predicted model, not a curated record